ACCCCGGGACGAUCAUGUUGUCGACGACGAUCAUACUCGGUAUCGCAUGCGGUGUCGGAGGUGCUCUAUUUCUUAUUACUCUCUACGCUGUCUAUACCUACUCACGCGCAUGCGCACGUUGCAAGGACAAGAGCCUGAAAGAGCAGCAUGAAGCAGCCGGGACCAUCAACAUCGCUGAACCGCCAAAGAAUUUCUUCAUUCCCAAAGAGAGGAUAGCAGUUCAACCCAUCGCUAAUCGGAUCCAAUCACCACCUCAAAAGAUCGAAUCCCCGAACCGAUCCGACCCGGAGUUGAACAGUCUCAGCACGAGCGAUUCAAGUCACAACGGUUCAUUUUGCGGUUCGUUCGAAUCGGAAAUUGGAACCGUCAAACCGGAGUUGUAUCCGAGGAAAGAUGACCGGUUAGUAAUGAACCAGUCGGAUCAGUACGGUCUCAGCGGUUCGGGAAACCAGACGAAACAGGCCAAGAAGAUCGGGCGGCUUCAUGUCAAACUCAAAUACGACUUCAAUAAAUCCGACUUUGUCAUCAAACUGAUUGAAGCCGACCAUUUACCUGCAAUGGAUAUAGGUGGUUCGAGCGACCCCUACGUCAAGAUAUCACUCGAACCCGAUGAAGAAAGAAAGAUUAAGCAGUCAGUGGUACAGAGGCGGACUCUGAACCCGAUGUGGAAUGAAAUCUUUAAGUUUCCCACAACGUACGAAGAACUGCAAGAAAAGACCGUCCGAUUUUCAGUCUUUGACUUCGAUAAAUUUUCCCGCCACGAUGCCAUUGGCGAGGUUUUGGUCAGGAUUGGUGACGUAGAUGUAUCACGUGAGCUUGACGUGUGGAGUGAACUCAGGUCACCGCAAACGAGAAAAGAAGAACUAGGUGACAUAUUAUUUUCAGUCAGUUAUCUGCCUACAGCUGAGAGACUGACGGUGGUGGUGCUCAAAGCGAGGAAUCUUAAAACAAUGGAUAUCAACGGCAGUUCGGAUCCAUUUGUAAAGGUGUCCUUACUUCAAGGCGGUCGAAGGGUGAAGAAAAAGAAAACCAGUGUCAGAAAAUGCAACUGUAAUCCGACUUGGAAUGAGGCUAUAAUAUUCAACGUACCGGCUGCGGCGCUCAAUGUGUGUAGUUUAGAGCUGAUUGUGAUGGACUACGAUCUCCUAGGCCAGUGUGAGAAAAUAGGAGAGACGAUGGUUGGACCACAUUCCGGAGGAAUAGGCCAGGACCAGUGGACGGAGAUGGUCCAGAAUCCAAGAAAACCUGUUUCUGUGUGGCACACACUCAGACCAUAGAGCAGGACUAGUCUUAUGGCACAAACUUGGAUCAAAGAGUAUUACCGGACGGUAGGCCUAUCGACUAUGAGACACACUCAAACCUUAUAAAAACUGGUAGGCCUAUUCGUACGGGACACACACCGUGGAUACACUCGGGUGAUAACACAACCGAUAGGACUAGUCUCAUGGCACACACUUGGAUCAAAGAGUAUUACCGGUAGGCCAAUCCAUUAUGAGACACAUUCAAAUCUGAGAGAAACUGGUAGGCCUAUUCGUAUGGGACACAUACCAUGGACACACUCGGGCCAUAGCACAACCGAUAGGACUAGUCUUAUGGCAUAAACUUGGAUCAAAAGAGUAUUACCGGUAGGCCAAUCCAUUAUGAGACACUCAA
Messenger RNA from Lytechinus variegatus (green sea urchin), 1653 nucleotides. Its product is annotated as synaptotagmin-5-like. The transcript has 7 exons. Gene Ontology annotation, biological process: regulation of dopamine secretion; calcium-ion regulated exocytosis; cellular response to calcium ion. The record is from RefSeq and is a predicted model, not a curated record. Lineage: Eukaryota; Metazoa; Echinodermata; Echinoidea; Temnopleuroida; Toxopneustidae. Gene Ontology annotation, cellular component: membrane. Bases 15 to 1277 code for a protein of 420 amino acids. Gene Ontology annotation, molecular function: clathrin binding; calcium ion binding; phosphatidylserine binding.